Molecule: messenger RNA, 380 nt
Organism: Symbiodinium pilosum
Lineage: Eukaryota; Dinophyceae; Suessiales; Symbiodiniaceae
Source: the annotation of a GenBank genome assembly
GAGCGGUCGCUGGAGGUCCGGGCGCAGAUGGCGCAGCCGCCAGAGUGGUUGGAGGUUCGUCCUCUGCAGCUGCGCCUUCGCCUUGACGGCCGAAAAUGGCGCUGCGAUCUGCCAGAGCGAGUGCUGCCGGAGGCUCCCUUGAAUCGUGCCGUGUACAGAAAAUGCAACAGCACGCUGGUUGUCGCGCUUCGCCGCCCCUUUGCCUCCAGCACCUGGCAGCUCUUCGAGGAUUGUGACCGCCAGUUCGCGGCUAUGCAGAAGGAGGCACAGCGAGUCUUGGGCGACAUGGUAGACAAGGACGUGCAGAUCACGGGCGAGGUGGAUGGCCUCAGGAGUGUGGACGUCACAGUCAGCGACCAGGGUGUGUCCAUCGACUUUGC